This is a messenger RNA of Parnassius apollo (apollo), 675 nucleotides long. The record is from the annotation of a GenBank genome assembly. NCBI's taxonomy places the organism in Eukaryota, Metazoa, Arthropoda, Insecta, Lepidoptera, Papilionidae.
AUGUAUUUGAAACGUAAUUCAGUGAUUUCUCUGUAUUUGGAAGGAAAAGCGAACAUCGAAAUUCGUCGAGCGCUGCCAAAUCUUAAACUAAAUGAGAAAUUUGUACAUCGUACUAUCAAACGAUAUUCUGAGACUGGUAGCAUUAAGAAACGCUAUGGUGGAGGACGGCGUUGUACUGGAACGGCACCAGUAGUCGUCGUAAAGGUACGUCACCGAUUGGACAGAAAUCCAGCGCGCUCAGCAAAACAGCUCGCGCAGGAUCUAAACGUGAGCAACCGUAGUGUUCAUCGUAUAUUGAAAGAAAAGCUUAAGGUCAAACCAUUGAAAAAAAAAAACAUUUCUCAGAAACUCACAGCUUUGCAACGUAGUAAACGGUUAGAGCGAUCAAAAGAGCUGAUUCGCUCUGGCGAGCUUCCCAAUUUGGUGUUUUCGGAUGAGAAAACUUUCUGCGUUGAGCAGUUUCUUAACAAACAAAAUGACCGUGUAUGUUUGAAUGGACGUAUCAGUGACCAUGCGGACGAACUGCAAGUCACUCGACGUCAAGGAGCCGAUCAAAUCAUGGUCUGGGCGGCGGUGUCCGAAAAAGGCCGUUCACCGUUCGUUUUUCUCCCAAUGGGUCGCAACCAAGUCAAAAUAAAUCAGCAAAUCUAUCGAGACAAAGUCUUAUAUAUAUAA